AUGGAACUUCCCAUCCUUUCCAUCUUUCUCUUCUUCAUCUCUCUUUUAUGGUUCAUUAUCAAACCAUAUCUCCAUUCUAAGGCGAGAAAGCUACCACCUGGUCCUACUGGUCUCCCAAUAAUUGGGUCACUGCUAAAGCUAGGUUCUAAACCAAACCGAUCAUUAGCCGAGCUAGCCAAAAUACAUGGCCCUCUCAUGACUCUAAAGCUCGGCUCAGUCACAACCAUAGUAGCCUCCUCGGCCGACAUAGCCAAAGAGAUCCUCCAUAAACACGACGAAACAUUCUCAGCACGCAUUGUUCCCGUUGCUGUUGCUGCCCAGCCGAACCCAGAAGCAACCCUAGCAUGGGUCAACGGCGAUCACUUGUGGAAGAAAAAGAGAAGAUUUCUUAGCACGCAGAUGUUCACUAACCAAAGACUCGAUUCGCUCCAAGAACUCCGUCACCAAAAGGCUGCACAACUAGUGAGUCACAUAAGGCAGCAAAGUCAAAGGGGUGCAGCUGUUGACAUAGGACGUGUUGCUUUUGCAACGACGUUGAAUUUAAUAUCGAAUACCGUUUUCUCCAUUGACAUGGUGGACCCUGAAUUCAAGACAGCUCAUGAAUUCAAGGAAUUAGUUUGGACAAUUAUGGAGGAUGCUGGGGUACCUAACUUGUCUGAUUAUUUCCCGGUUUUAAAGCGGUUUGAUUUGCAAGGAGUGAAGCGUCGUAUACAGCCAGCAUAUUUAAGGUUGCAUGAAAUAUUUGACCAAGUAAUUCAGAAGAGAGUAGAAGCUAGAGCCAAAGGGGUGCUGAAGACAGGUGAUUUCUUGGACGUACUACUUGAUCAAUUUGAAGAAGCUGAUGUGACUGGAUUUGGCACAGAGAUCAAGCCUCUUAUGGUG
Messenger RNA from Nicotiana tabacum (common tobacco), 882 nucleotides. The record is from RefSeq and is a predicted model, not a curated record. NCBI's taxonomy places the organism in Eukaryota, Viridiplantae, Streptophyta, Magnoliopsida, Solanales, Solanaceae.